CUUUUUUAUGAAGAGAAAGAGGAUUAUAGCUCCUUUUUAAAAAAAUAACAAUAAUUGGGGUAGGAAUUUCAGGGUCGUAUGAAUUGUCACCAGGUCCAGUUCAGUGGGCAGUGUGGUGACAUUUGGAUUCACGAGGGGCGGUUUAGUCUGUUAUGCUGCAGCACAGCCGGGGGGAGGGAAUUGGAGAGAGUUAGAGACGCACAGUCCCCUGCUCUCCCGUUCCUAUGGUAACCUGCUGUUCAGCCACACUGGCUGGGCUCUGAACUCCUGACCUGAAUCCCAAUCUCUCCAGGCCAAUCGGGAGUCCCAACAUCUCCCAGCCACUUCCCUGCACCUGCACCCAUUCACUUCCCCAGUCACCCCACAUUAAUGGACUACUGCCACACUAUUAGCCUCAUUGGAAUACUAAUCUCCUGAUGGCUGUACUUUUGACAGGGCUGUUCUACUUUGGUUCAGUAUCGUCAUGUAUGUUGCAGGUGGUGAGCUUGUUAGCAUUAGCAGUGUAUUGUGGAUGGCGAUAGCCUAUGUUUAGAAUUAGUUCUGACCAUUUUUAUUUAGGUAUGUCUUCUACAAGUUGCAGUGUGCCAUAUACGUCUAUGUUAACCGUGUAACCUGUAUCAGUUUACCACAUAAACCUAUAUCACAGUCCUACAAUUAAUAUCAUUGCUAUUCCUUCACUUGAGGGUGCAAUAGUCAUGAAUGUUACUCUUUUGGUUUAAUCCAGCAACGUUUGGACGAUUAAACAUGCAUAUAUGUCCAUCUCCACACCAAGACAUGAGUCUUGCUCCGUUUAAUCCGCGCGCGCACACAAGGAGCUAGAUGAUCCCCACUCGCUCGAUUGUUCCUGUGUUUCCAUGGCAACGGGGAGUGCGUUCUUUCUGCAUUAUACUGCCUAGACUGUUGGCUGAGAUGAGUUGACCAAUGGCAGGAAGGACUUGAAUUGACAAUCUCGAGCCCUGCUAAUUUCAGAGAUAAAGAGGGAGGGGAGAUCGAGAAGGAAAAUCUGAUUUAAAAGUUGUGAUAGAUGUAAAUAGAUAAGGAAAAGCUAUGUAGCGGUGUCAAGAUCUUUCCGUUUGUUUCCAUCUAAUGAAAAUAAGAUCGAAGAUCGGUAUAGGUAGGAAGAUGGGGUUAUGUGCUUGCUUGUGCAGCCACAACAAUGCUUUUGUAUCAAUUAUUGAUUGCAUCUGUCAGUGUUAUUGCUGCCUUUUUGACUCGGGCACAAUAUUACCCAGUGUUUUAAACCGUUUUCUUGAGUAUUAUGGCUCUUGGCCUACGUCCACCCCACCCCCACUUCUGAUUUCUCCGUCUCUCCAUCUUUUCACAAACGCGCGCUCACGCUUCUCCACAAGCAGCUGUCAGAUUCCGGACUCGGAGGUGGACGGUGCGCGCAGACGUAGACUGUGUGACUUCACUCGAUGCUCCGCAUAGGUUACCGUGUACCGCAGGAAAGACGAGGGACUUGAAAAACAGAAAAUAUCAUCGACGCUGAGAAAUGAAAGAAAUGAUCUCCGACGUUUUUUAAUGGACUACUUAAACGUUCCAACGGGGAUGUUGACGGAAAUUUUGUUUCAACCCAACUAUGGCAUGCUAAAAAGGGAGCACCAUACCUGUCCGAUUAUGGGUAAUUCAAGCAAAAGGGAAUCAUGGGAAAUGGAGUGAUGUUGUAAAGCGCACAGAGACCCAUUGUGUACAAUGAAUACAACCGCAUCACCUGCAGAGCUGCUGGACGUUGUGCGGCAGAAUUCCUACAAUGGCACCUUGGGGUCUCAGUCGCCCCCACGCUGGGCCCUCGUCCACACCGCCACCCUGGCCUCCUGCUCGCUCCUCCUCAUCCUCAUCUUCUGCCUGGGCUCCUACGGCAACCUCGUGGUGUUCCUCUCUUUCUUUGACCCGGCGUUCCGCAAGUUCCGCACCAAUUUCGACUUCAUGAUCCUCAACCUGUCCUUCUGCGACCUGUUCAUCUGCUGCGUGACCACACCCAUGUUUACAAUGGUGCUGUUCCUGGACGCCGGGGGCACGGGUGGGGUCGGGGGCGGGGGCAUGGGCGUGUCCAAGGCCUUCUGCUUCACCUUCCACCUGACCAGUUCGGGGUUCAUACUCAUGUCCCUGAAGACGGUGGCGGUCAUCGCCCUGCACCGGCUCCGCAUGGUCCUGGGACGGCAGCCCGACCGCACCGCCUCCUUCCCCUGCACCCUGGCUCUGACUGCACUCCUCUGGACCACCAGCUUCACCCUGGCCGCCCUCUUCACCCUGCGCACCUACCCCUGGAGGUCCCGGCCCUGCCUGCCGCACGCCGGCCUGGUGGCGGUGGAGGGCAAGGCCGUGCUCUACCUGUACCUGGCGGACUUUGCCCUGUGCGUCGCCGUGGUGUCCGUCUCCUACGUGAUGAUCGCUCAGGCGCUCAGGAAGAACGCCCAGGUGAGGAGGUGCCCGGUCAUCACCGUGGACGCCACCCGCCCGCCGCCCCUCAUCACCGCCGGCUUCGAGGGCGUGCAGCGCACCGUCCCCGUCCCCGCCCUCUACCGCAACCAGACCUACAACAAGCUCCAGCACGUGCAGACGCACACCUACACCAAGAGGGGGAGCCAGGCUGGGGCCGGGGCUGGCGGGAGUGGCCAGGGGGGUGGAGCCGCCUGCUGUCAGAUCAUCUCCUCUGUCAACCUGUCCACAGCCAAGGACUCCAAGGCGGUGGUGACGUGCGUGGUGAUCGUGUUCUCGGUACUGCUCUGCUGCCUGCCCAUGGCCGUCUCUCUAGCCCAGGACGUCCUGUCUCCGGACAGCGGGUUCCUCCUCUACCAGUUCGAGCUGUGCGGCUUCACCCUCAUCUUCCUCAAAUCGGGCAUCAACCCGUUCGUGUACUCGCGGAACAGCGCGGGGCUGCGGCGUCGCAUGCUCUGGUGCCUGCAGUGCGCCACGCUGGGGUCGCCCUGCUGCAAGCGCAAGACCCGCCUGCGCGUGGUGGGCAAGGGCAGCCUGGAGGUCAACCGCAACAAGUCCUCCCACCACGAGACCAACUCGGCCUGCGUGCUCUCGCCCCGCCCCCAGAGGAGGCUGGUGGACCAGGCGUGUGGGCCCAGCCACUCCCGCGACAGCGUCCUCAGCCCCCCGCCCACUGCCAACCGCCGGCCCCGCCCCCCGAGCAGCUCCACGCCCAUCAACACCCGCAUCGAGCCCUACUACAGCAUUUACAACAGCAGUCCCUCCGAGGGGCCCAGCUCGCCCAACAGCCUGCUGCCCACCAACUCCACCUUCGGCUUCGCCAAGUCCUAUGUGGCAAUGCACUACCACACCCACCAAGAGGCUCUGGAGGACUUUGAGAGUGUCGCCACCCACCAAAUCCCCAUGCCCUCCGUCUGACUGCCCUGCCAGGGCGGGCAUGCAGUGGGCCCAUGGGAAGGGUGCUGUUGGAUUGGGAUGGGAUUUUUGUGGAUUGGUACAAGCCAGUGUUUCCUUUUUGUUAAGCUAACCUUUAGGCACAGAAAGAUUAGAAAGAGGAAGAGGUUUUUUUAAGUAGGUGAAAGUAUUCUAUGAAGAGAUUUUUUAUUUUAUUUUAUUUUUUGCUUGUUGUGUUAAAAAAGGAAAGCUAUACAUGGAAGGAGAUUUCCUGAGAGCUGGAUCAAUUUCACAAAAAAAAAAAGAAAAUAUGUCUCAAAGCGUCAUUCAACACAUUACAUUACAGAAGGCCAGAAUUAUAUUUUUACAUUGAUAUAACAUUUUUCAUAUUGUAAUUUUGCAAUUCUGUCUUUUUCAUCCUCAAGAUAUUGUACUUGUGAAAGUCACACAUUUUCUAUUAACAUAUUAAAUGUAUUGUAAAUGCA
This is a messenger RNA of Anguilla rostrata (American eel), 3818 nucleotides long. It is a transcript of the gene gpr75, whose product is annotated as G protein-coupled receptor 75. Gene Ontology annotation, cellular component: membrane. Gene Ontology annotation, biological process: G protein-coupled receptor signaling pathway. The transcript has 2 exons. NCBI's taxonomy places the organism in Eukaryota, Metazoa, Chordata, Actinopteri, Anguilliformes, Anguillidae. Gene Ontology annotation, molecular function: C-C chemokine receptor activity. The record is from RefSeq and is a predicted model, not a curated record. The coding region runs from base 1693 to 3357 and encodes 554 amino acids.